Messenger RNA from Rhincodon typus (whale shark), 9423 nucleotides. RefSeq names its product myotubularin related protein 8 (gene mtmr8). Bases 1 to 2046 code for a protein of 681 amino acids. The record is from RefSeq and is a predicted model, not a curated record. Gene Ontology annotation, biological process: negative regulation of autophagy. The transcript is spliced from 14 exons. Gene Ontology annotation, cellular component: nuclear envelope. Gene Ontology annotation, molecular function: phosphatidylinositol-3,5-bisphosphate phosphatase activity. NCBI's taxonomy places the organism in Eukaryota, Metazoa, Chordata, Chondrichthyes, Orectolobiformes, Rhincodontidae.
AUGUGUGAGAAGGGCUUCACUCGGUCAGCGUGCUUGCUGCAACACCAGCGAGUUCAGAUUGGGGAGAGGCAAUUCACUUGUUCUGUUUAUGAGAAGGGCUUUACAAAUUUGUUCAACCUGCUGAGGCACAAGCAGUUACAGGUAGAGCAGGUAAAAUUGCUAGAUCGGUUUACUUUUAAGAAGCCAGCUGUGGGAACACUCUACUUGACUGCAACACAUCUGAUUUAUGUAGAAUCAUCAGAGAUUCGCAAAGAGACAUGGAUUUUACACCAUCAUAUUUCAGCGAUAGAGAAGCUGCCCCUUACAUCUACAGGAUACCCAUUGCUGAUUCAUUGCAAGAACUUCAGAGUUGCUCAUUUUGUUAUUUGUCGAGAACGUGAUUGCCAUGAUGUUUACAGUUCACUUCUCAGACUGUCACAACCAGUGGUGUUUGAAGAACUUUAUGCUUUCUCAUACAACCCUAAGCAGACUGAAAUGAGCAGAGGAAUGGGUUGGAAAAUAAUAGACAUAAAAGAAGAUUUCCAGCGUAUGGGAGUACCAAACGAAUACUGGGAGCAGACUGAUGUAAAUGAAAACUAUGAGACUUGCAGUACGUAUUCAACAUUUCUCUAUGUGCCAAAAGGAGCAAACAAGCCAAUAAUAGUGGGCAGUUCAAAGUUCAGAAGUAGAGGGCGAUUUCCUGUUCUUUCAUAUUUUUUCAAGGAGAAUAACGCUGCCAUUUGCCGGUGCAGUCAACCACUUUCAGGGUUCAGUGCCAGGUGCGUGGAGGAUGAACAAAUGCUCCAAGCUAUUAGCAAGGCCAACCCAGCAAGUCCAUUCAUGUAUGUGGUGGACACGAGACCAAAGUUAAAUGCCAUGGCAAACAGAGCUGCUGGAAAGGGAUACGAAAAUGAAGAUAAUUAUUCCAACAUUAGAUUCCAAUUUAUUGGUAUUGAAAACAUACAUGUAAUGAGAAACAGUUUACAAAAGCUUUUAGAAGUAUGUGAACUGAAGGCCCCAUCAAUGAGUGAGUUUCUCAUUGGCUUGGAAAAUUCUGGGUGGCUUCGUCACAUUAAAGCAGUCAUGGAUGCUGGUGUCUUUCUAGCAAAGGCAGUGUCUGAAGAAAAUGCCAGUGUGUUAGUCCACUGUUCUGAUGGGUGGGAUCGUACUGUUCAAGUUUGCUCAUUGGCUGCCCUCCUCCUGGAUUCCUACUACCGGACAAUAAAGGGAUUUAUGGUUCUUGUAGAAAAAGAAUGGAUCUCAAUGGGACACAAAUUCUCCCAAAGAUGUGGGCAUCUAGAAGCUGACCCUAAAGAAAUUUCUCCUGUAUUUACCCAGUUUAUUGAAUGCACUUGGCACCUGCUGGAACAAUUUCCAUGUGCUUUCGAGUUUACUGAGAAUUACUUGUUGGAGAUCCAUGACCAUGUAUUCUCCUGUCAAUUUGGCAACUUUAUGGGAAACUGCCAGAAAGAACGCCAGGAAUUAAAGCUUCAAGAGAAGACAUAUUCCUUGUGGCCAUUCCUAUUGGCAAAGCAGUACCUCUACCAGAAUCCUCUGUAUAAACCCAGUGCAGUCAGUAUUGUGUUAAAGCCCAAUACUGCCCCUUUUAACUUCAAGUUCUGGUGUGGUAUGUACAACCGUUUUGACAGAGGAAUGCAGCCAAGACAAUCGGUUGUGGAUUGUCUACAUGCUUCAAUGAAACAGAAAAUAGACCUCGAAGAAACUGUAGCAGAUCUGAAUCAGAAACUAACUCAUCAGGAUAAAUCACAUUCUGAUUCUACCUUUAUCUUACCAAUUAAACUUUCCAUGGAGGAAGAUUCCACCCACCUGCAAGUAAUUGGUGCUACUCAGGACUAUUUGGAGGAAGAGCAAAUUAUGUUAACAAAUGGCACAGAAGAGGUAAUUGAAACUGUUCCUGCUGGGAGCAAGCAAGUGGAUAAUGUAACCGACUCCUCUUUCACGUGUCAAUCUACUUUGAAUAACAUUGACUCCCUUGAUCUAGUCAAGUUGAAAAUACAAGCAGAUGAAGACAACCAUCAAAUAUUCCAAGAUGCAGUCGAAAAAUAAUUACUUAUCUCCAUAUAACUUGUAUGUAUUCGUUCACAAAUGUAUUUGGUCUUGAUAUAAAUAUCGUUAUUCAAAAGUGUCAGAAUUAGAAAAUGCCAACAGAUAAUUCUUUAACAAAGGGAAAAUAAUCCAAGAUGUUUUGGGGAAUCUGGCUGCUUAAAUGAGAGGAUAUAUUUCGAAGGGAAAUGUUACAAAAUUGGGCUUGGGGUGGAUUCUCACUUGCCAGAAGCUAAUAUAAAAAUUUAGCAGACUGUUCAUAAUAGAUAGGAAAUUGUAGUCAUUUUCUACCUGAAUUCCUUAUGCGUUUCCCGUGGUGAAAUGCAGAUGUUAUGAUGUGUCCAGUUAUUGAGAUCUGUCUUUGUGUAUUUCUUAAAAUUUAAUGGACCAAUCUGAACACGUUGCUUCAUUGUAGUGUUUUAAUGUUUUGCCACUGAAGAAGCCAGUGUUGGGUGCAGUGAAUGCUUUUUAGAAACCUAAGCUGGCUGUUUUGUAAAUAUUAACCAACAUAUUUUCUAAAUUGGAAGUUCUUAAAAGUCUUAGAUUAAAUACUUUCAUAUAAAGGAUAGACAUGAUAAUUGCAUUUCCCUUUUAAAUUUUUCUCCAGUCUUAUCCCCUUACCUGUUUUUCUAUUUCCCUUGUUCAGAAAUGGUUCCAUGGCUGCCACAAGCCCACGGAUAUGUUGCCUAAGUGCCUAUUCCAUCUGUAAUUCAACAAAACAAGCUAUUCUCCAAUGAUAUUUGAGUCUAAUUCAGUUUCUGACAAAUCUCUGCCACAUGCAAAAGUCACUGCAUUGUAAUUAGAGAUAGGAGCUCUGACAUAUUUAAGGCCAGCUGCUACCCUAACUAAGAUAAUUCACUUGGCCUAUGAGUUGUGGGGAUUUAUUCAUGAAUUCCUAGUCUUGAGUGGCUCAGAACCAGCCUGUAUUGGAAGACUCUUUCUGGGCCAAAUCAUUGGAGGAAGUUGUAUUUCACUUUAUUGUUUUUGCAAGACAAUUUUUGGAUUGUCCUGUUCUAUAUAUUGUGGACAGUAUUGGUAAUUAGCUAAAGAUUUAUAGCUCUUUGAGUGAUUGAGAGAUAUUUUCACUUUACAUUUUACCUUCUGUAAAAAUAGAUUUGUUGUUUUAUUUUCCAUGUUACUCAGUGCCUGUUUUUUUAUCAGACAUCAUGAGGAAACUUCUCAAUGUCUGAAUAAUGGUUAGAAUUUUACAAAAUAAAUCAUAAAAUUGCCACAAGUGGAAUUUUGUUAUACAAUGCAUCAAUAUGCUUCUGUAAGACAGAGCAUUUGGUUCAUACAUCAAGAUGGAAAGUAAGAGUCUUGUUUAUACAUAGUCAUUGUGAUGAAUAGUCCUGUGGCUCAUGUUGGAGUGCACUCAUUUGCAAACCAGCUCCUGUUCACUCAAGGCUGUGCAGCACCAUCUUUCUCUUGGGCUUCAGGUCAUCCAUUUAUAAAGCUAUAGGUAUGAAGAGUACAGAAGGCAUUUUCUAACUGUAGUUUAUAUCGGUGUUCCGAAUGGGUACACUGAAGUCCUUCUGGACAUCAUUCAGUAGUUUUGCACUUUUUAAAAGAUAUUGAUUUUCCAUCCUUCCAACCAAAAUAACUUGUCAUUUCAUUAGCUACUUUGUCCAGUCACUUAAUCUGUCUAUAUUUCUCUAUAACCUCUUCUUAUGGUUUCAUUUCACAGCUUACAUUCCCACCAAACUUUGUAUUGCAGAAAAUGAUUUUACGUUUUUUUUGUUGGAAAUCUAUCAGGAUUAUUGGGUACCUGUUAAAUCUAUAAAAGCUGAAAUGUCAACCCUUUUGUAAAAGCGUUAGUGAGUGCUGGGUUUUGUACCAGAAUUCACAUUUGCUCUGCCCAUACAUCACCAAUUUUUUUCUUUUAAAUACACACAAUAAAAGUUUCCAGACUCUUUACUCAUUUGACAGUUCAUGCAGAGAUACAUACACUAUUAGUUGGGGUCCCUGGAUUUCAAAACAGCAUAAACUGUGACCACUUUCCCAUUUCCUCAGGCAGAUGCUGAGGCCUUUGGCGGCACGGCGGCUCAGUGAUUAGCACUGCUGCCUCACAGCAUGAGAGACCCAGGCUCAAUUCCAGCCAUGGGCAACUGUGCAUUCUCCCCAUGUCUGUGUGGGUUUCCUUUGGGUGCUCCAGUUUCCUCCCACAAUCCAAAGAUGUGCAGGUUAGGUGGAUUGGCUAUGCUAAAUUGCUCAUAGUGCCUACGGUAGGAAAUGUAGGGGGUCGGACUGGCAAGGAUGCUCUUCAGAGAGUCGGUGUGGACUCGAUGGGCCGAAUGGCCUGCUUCCAUAGGAUUCUAUGCUUCUAAUCAUUCUAAAUUAAUUCAAGUACCACCUCAGAAUGAGAAUUCAGUUUGAGACUUUCUGGUUCGUAUGGCUCAGUUGGCUUUUAUCUUGUUCAUGGAUUCCUUUCUUAAAUAUUUUAAGGACAGUGUCAUCUUAAGUUUGAGUUGAUUUUUGAAUAGUAAUUAAGUACACUUUAAGGAAAGCUUGAAAUUUUACCCAACAUGAAGGUAACUCAAUGAGAUUACGUAGAACGCAACUGAUUCUUACUUUUCUCCUUUUAUGAAUCAUGAAACUUGUCAGACCAUAAUCGAUGAGCAAAAUGGUUGACCUGCAGUCAAUAAAGGAAUAUUAAAAAAAAUAUUUUUUUAAUCAUGAUGUAGUUUGAUUGCAGAUCAUUCUUUAAUUUGUGUUAACUGCUUCUGAGUUUCUUAUGAAUUUCUAUGGGUAGCAUGGUGCCUGUCAUGAGAAGCAUUAAUUGAGACAAAUGCGUUAGUGUAGAAUAUUUUCUUUCAGAUUUCCAGCAGCUGCAUUGUUUUCCUUUGAUUUUAUUGUACAGAUUAUUAUUGAAUAUUAUUCAAACAGGGAAGGGCUUCCUGUUGCUGCUCAAAAGUUGAGUAAUUAUUCAGCAAGCAAACAGAAUUCCCCUAGAUUUCACCACCGUCCUAUGUUGUAAUAUCAGAAUCAAUAGAUGUUGAACAUCAGCUCAAAAUUCUAUUUUUCUAAGCUUUUUCUAAUAGUGAAAAUACUCCUGCUUUUAUGAUUGUGAUCAGCAUUUCCUCUAGGCUACGUGAAUGCAUGACUGCAUAGCACUCCAGAACUCAAUGCUCGAGAGACAAACGGGCUGCACCCUGGUAGCAGCCCAUAAAGAUUUGUUGGAUGCAUUGGAUUUUAAAUAGUAGAACAACAAAUGGGCUUUGCACUGCAAAAGGAAUUUGAAGAGAACAUUGAGAUAUAUCCAGCACAAACUGAACUUGUUAAUUUCAAUAUAUUUUACAUGUAUAUACAGACAUUUAAAAAAACCUGUUUCUAUAUCUUCUCAGCUUCAACCUUCGAAAGAUAUAUUUAAUUCUCUUGGUAGUACUCAGUUGUAGUUUUUCUGGGAAUUUUUUUCUUUUUUAAAAAUUCUGCCUGAUAAAUGUUUAUGACUGACUGAACAAAAUUUUGUUUGGGGUUAACUGCAUAGAAAGCCGUUUGGGAUGUGCUGAGAUAACGUUGUUGCCUGUGCAUUUGUAUCCUGUCAAUUUUACAACCUUAUCCUUCUAUGUUGUUGAUUUGUGGCAGUGUUUAAUUCAAGAAGCAUUGGAUGUCUUUUGUUGUCUUAUCCAAAUCCCCAUUAUUUAUAAGAGUCUGGUGGUAACUGUAGAUAUGAUAGUUGACGUAUGUCACUGUUUACACUUGUAUUUCCUGUUGGAAUUAAGCGAUAGUGAUCCGCAGAGGAACCACAAGUUACUUUUUUCUUCCGUCUCCUCAUCUAAGCCAGGAUGAUGAUGAUAUUUGUACAGCCCUUAUUUCGCUGCCCAAAUUAGUAAAUAGAAUAGACUGUGUUGAAUAUUAAUGGAUCAACUUUUCUAUUGAAGGAAAUAGUUUUCCUUAAAUUGAAUUGUUUCAAUUUCUCACAAACUGCACUAACCCCAGCUGUGCUUCUUCCUUUUUGACAAUUUCCACCCUCCUGAAGACAGCUUUGCAGGUGGACUUUUGCCAAGCCCUUGAUGUUUCGAUAUCUGCUGAAAUUUUUGUUCUCCAUACAAAUGAGUCAGUGAGCUUUGGCAGUCCAUUGCUUCAUUAGUACUAUAUAACCACACUGGAUGGUAUCCUCUUAUUAUCACUAUACAAGUGUACUCUCUGCAGAGAUCAUUUGGUGGUGAUGAGGAACUGAUAUUCUAGUUCAGAUGUAAAAUGUGACGUGCAAGCUCUUACUCUGCCCUCUAUCUAUGAACGUAUCAGUUUGAGCACUGCAUUAAAAUUGCAGGCAAGAAAGCGUGCUGAUUCUGUUUUACUGUCUUGCUGCCCCAUAGGUAUGUGCAAAUGCUAGCUAACAGUACAGAUUCUGAGUCAUAUCUAGGACUUUUGAAUCUUUAUGGCUAAGUGUUACCUGUUAGAUGAAUUUUCUUGAUAGAUUAUUGGACAGACUGCUGAGGUUAAAGUGCCAAAUAACAGUACUGCAAAUGCUGGAGAUCUGAAGUGAAAACAAAGUCCUGGAGAAACUCCAUGGGUCUGGUAACACCUGCAGAGAGAAACAAUUGACGUUUUGAGUUCAAUUUGUCGGUUUACUGUUUUCAGAUGAUAAGUGGGCCAUUUAGGAUGGAGGAUAGGAAAUUUUAAACUAUUCAUGAAUGUAUAUUAUUAUGUAGAUAGUUCCCUACCCUUUACGAUAAUAGGUGUAAUGUGAAUAUCAAUAACUCUGUCUCUGAACAAUAGUAUUACUCCCAAUUGUGGAAAUUGAUAUGGUGGUACCUUGAGUGAUUAGUUUCUGUUUUAGCUCAUUGUACCCCCAUCCAAAUUAAUUUUCAGUUCUUCAGAAUGUUGAAUUGUUCCCUGUUUGCAUCUGCACCACCUUCUUGGCCAGGGCCCUUGUGUGAACAUCCACAUCUCCAGGACCCCCAUGCCCCAUGUGGAUACUUGAUGUAACAUGAUCAAAUUCUCCAUAAUCAGCAUUUAGAGAGUGUUAGUAAAAUUUGGGAUGAGUAAAGAAAUUUUUCAUAAGUGUUGGUAAUCAUUUGGGUGAUCCCUGCAUGAUAUAUGGGACUGAUUGUUAACUACUUUUAAGCCACUGAUGAAAGGUCACUAACCUGCAAUUACAUCGUUUUUUUUCUCUCUCUAGUUAGCUAUGAUUUGUUUGCUGUUCACAUUUUUAAACCUAUUUUUUGGUUCUUUACUUGUCCUGAUAUCACCUAUUAGCCUUGCACCAUUAUCAAAUUUCCUUCUAAAGUGUGCUGUUGUACAGCUACCUAGAGGUUCCUGUGUAGGUUCACAUAAAUCAGUCUUUUUCAGUUGUCAUAUGUGUGUGUGACUACACAUUUUUAAAAAAAUGCCAAUACUCAUCAACAAAAUCACUUCUAACAUUUAGUCAGUUCUGCUUUCCUUCGUUCUUUCUAAAUUUCAGCUCACCUCCCUUUCUCCUGCCUUUCGACUUGCUAAAACCUGCCAUGUCUGUAACAUUUUCUAUUUCUGAUGAAUGUUCACCAACCUAAACAUUGCACCUAUUUCUCUCUUUACCUAAGCUGCUGAGUAUUUCCAGCACUUAAUUUAUAUUUGUGAUGUUAAGCAUCAACAGUAUUUUAACUUUGUUAAAAGAAUAUAGCUAAGUUGUAUUUUCAAAUGAGUCUACGAAUGAAUUGAUCAGUUUUGUUUUAGAAAUCAAUAUUACCUAAGCAGUAGUCUUUUACCUCACUUAGAAAACUAGACUGUAUCAGGAAUUUCCUUUUCACCAGAAUUAGUAAGAUUAAAUUUUGUUUUGGCCAUCUCUUGUCACAUUUAUAAAUGUGGUAAGUCAAAGAAAUUCUCAAUCUUUUGGAGAUUUAUGUAACUGAUUCAAUGUGUUAUUUGAUUUGUUAUUUGAGGGGAUAAUAUUACAGCAAAGAAACCAUUACAUUGCGUGGCAAACCUGGUUGAGUACAAAUAAAUUUCUAAAAUAUUUGAAAUUCUACUUUUUGAAUAUGUCAGAAUAUGCGCCCUUUUACUUCAUUAUUCAGUAAGUCUUGGAUUUGGACAUUUGUAAACACCUUAAUUUCUCAACUUUCCUAACUCCUCCUGCCCGUCCCCCUUCCCAGCUCACCAAAGCAAAUUGGGACAUAGGAGCAAAGUUGAGCCAUUUAGUCCCUUAAACCAAUUUUAGCACUUAGUUUGCUAGUGGCUGAUCUGUACUUAACGCCAUCUAAUUGACUUUGUUCCACAAUCCUUAAUUGCCAACAAAACUUACUUAAAAACAAAAAAAAACCAAAGAACUUCAGAUGCUGGAAAUCAAACAAAAACAGAAAUUGCUAGAAAAUGUCCACGGGUCUGGCAGUAUCUGUGGAGAGAAAGCAGAGUUAACUUUUUGGCACCCUUCUUCAGAACCUUCUUCAAGCUUAAUUGACCUUAUUUUUGACAUUUACAAUUGAAUCAGCCUCAACAAAUCCUGGAGCAGAGAGUUCCAAAUUUUCACUACCCUAUUGUACAAAGAAGUGCUUUCUGACAUUAACUUCAACCUAUAGUUCUGUUUUCAAAGUUAUUAUCCUUUUGUUCUCUCCAGCACUCUGCUCAACUGCCUUUUCCCUGCCUCUCUAUAUUAAAACUAGUGACAUCUGUUAAAUUUGCAAAUCUGAUGAUUAUUCACCAUGCUAUCAUGAGCACUUUCACCAGAAAAUCGUGACAUAUGGGCCAAGAUUAAUUUUGUGAAGGAGCUAGAAACUAAUAUAGGCCCUCAGUGUAUGUGUACAGUGAACCUGAUUCCAAUUUUGAGUGCAUUCAUUGGAAUAUGAACUGAUUUUCUAGCCACGUGAUGACCAGAUACUUCAGUCAUUAAAACAAUAACCACACCUUUUACUAUAUUCAAUCCUUAGUACUAUUGAAUGACUAAACUCCUGUAUUUUAUUAGAACACAAGCACCAUUUUCAGGGAAGAUGAUUCUGUACUCUCCUGUUUUGUGUUUAAAACUAACUUCUGCAAAAUAUAUAAUGCAUUUUUCUUUGUUUUUGAGGCCAAAUUCUAUCGCAAACUCAAUUUUUAUGCUUGUAUUCCAGUUGAGAAUACUGACUUAAGUAUCAGAAAAGGGAAUCCUGGUUUCCUUUAUUCAAAGGUGCUGAAGUGACAUAUAUUUCCAGUUGAGAUCAUCUAACUUGGUCUGAAGCCUUUACCAACUGAUUAAUUCAGAGAAAAUCUGUGAAUUGAUACAUACGUUGACUAAUUGCAAAACAAACCUGUUUAUUUGAUUGCCCUAAAAGGGAAUAAGUUAUGCAGUGUGCACUACUUUUAAAGAAUGUUUUGUGAACCAAGCCAUUAAAUAUUUUGUACCGGCAUGUUUGUCUUUAUCAUUCCUGUACUUGCAUUUGUAAGCAGUAAAAUGUUCUUUUUUUGUAAGUAAUAAAAAUAUACAGUCUA